GCGCACCGGGGCGAGGGGUGCUGGGCACAGCGCCCUGCCCUGGAGGCCAGGAGUGCGUGCCUUACGGUCUCUGGAUGCCCCGCCGCGUCCUGCCGCGCAUCCUGCCCGGAUUGUCGCGGGCCGGGGGCGCGAAUGGAGGCCGGGGCCUGCCCGGGCGCAGCGGCCUGCAGGGCGCGACCGUCCCUCCGCCAGCCAGGGUCGCCUCGCUCCGCCGACGGCCGCGGGAGGCCCUCGAGACAGCUGCUGCCCUCCGCAAAUACCCCUUCAGCUCCUGCGUGCGGGCUCCGCCCUGCCCUGCCCUCUUCGUGUGGGACGCGGUUUCGUCUUCAUUGCAGCUAUGCGGAGUCGGAAGCAUCUCCAUUGUGCAGAUGGGGAAACUGAGGCCCAGAGCACGCAGUUGGGCUAGCCACGGAGGCAGGGCCGCCGGAGGCUGUGUGGGAAUGGGGCCCCGCACCCCUUGCGCCUGUCACCAUGGGGCCUCGGGCCCCUGUGCCCGACAGCCUCUCUGGAGUGGGCAUUUUGAACGAACUUCCUCCUCAUUUUCACACAAAGCCAAAUCUGACGACCGUGCUGGGGCGGAUGUCUGCCCCCUGGUGACCAGGUCACAGCUUCCUCGGGAAGACGAUUGUCUGGAGAAUGGGGACCCUGGGGAGUGGGCCUUGAGGGUGCCAUCUGUCUGUUUACGCGAGAAAACAGACAUUUCUGUUUUCCUUCGCUGGGCUCACAGCAGGUGCUUAAUAAACAGAUCUUGUGGCGGGAGCAGAGGCCAGCGGGGUUCAGGCAAGACUCCAGGAGUCGACCCAUGGAUCUCUGGGGCUCUCCAACUACGCUCAUUUACCUGA
Molecule: messenger RNA, 842 nt
Organism: Saimiri boliviensis boliviensis (Bolivian squirrel monkey)
Lineage: Eukaryota; Metazoa; Chordata; Mammalia; Primates; Cebidae
Source: RefSeq, a predicted model, not a curated record